AUGGAUCCCGAUGGUCAACAACGCGCUCUACUCCGAAAGCAUCUAGGACUCGACUGCCCAACUCCCGAUCUCAACCCAAUCGAGAGAUUCUUACCAAAGCUUAAUCCAAUCCAACCGCCUGCAUCACAACUUUCAAUUAGGCACUCUACCGUUUCGUUCUUCAUCGAACGCUGUCCACCUUCCUCACAGACCACCAAAUGCGCUCUUAACAGCUGUUCUCGUAAUUUUACAUGCGGCCGCUACCGUGUAGCCGUAACCCCUUCAAUGACCGAACUUAGCUCUCAGAAUGCCGAUCUUUACCACAUCUCGUGCUUUGAAAAGAUUGCCGACCUAUCUGACCCGGCAUACUUUACCCGUAUAGAGCCCUUCACGCGUCACACGGGUGUCGGUGUACCCGAUGGGAACUACAUGUGUGCGGGCGCCGUUGAGCGGCUUGUGAUCGAAUGGAGAUUAAGACGAGUGCGAUGGAAGAGGAUGUUAGAGAGGAGGAUGGAGAUUAUGAAUAAAGAUAUGAAUGCCCUGCAGGAAGGAGAAGAUGACGAAAGCGACUAUGAGAUUGAAGACCAAGACAUGAAUGAUAUAGAGGAUAUAGACGAAAGCGAAAGCAUCAUCGACGAGUUUGAAGACGACGAGUAUGGUGAAAUUUACGAAGACGAAGAAGAAGACGUGUCAGAUGAUAUACAAGGAACAGUCUCAGUCUCCCUCAUUAAUCAACACCUAUCAAAUCCUUUAUUUUUCGACUUGUGGCAAAAUGCCGGCAGUUCGCGGUUCAAAUCUCGAGGUCGCGUUCCAGGAAUGCAGCAAGAUCAAUAUAAUCUACUGCUCAAGAUGUUAGCGCCUUGGGAGAGCGAUGGCCCAAACGACACCGAAGAGUGGAAUCUUUUUGAUACAUUCAUGGAGAAAGAAGACCUAUCAGACCUUUCUAUUGAAAAAGGAUUCAAGAGCAAGAAAUGCGACUUGAGCAUAAUGAUAGAGAAAUGGGAGAGAUGGUCGGUACGUGAUCCUCAAUCAAUUUUUUUAUCGCCCAAACCAUCACAACACAGACUAGGGGUAGAGACGUAG
This is a messenger RNA of Blumeria graminis f. sp. triticale, 1062 nucleotides long. NCBI's taxonomy places the organism in Eukaryota, Fungi, Ascomycota, Leotiomycetes, Helotiales, Erysiphaceae. The record is from the annotation of a GenBank genome assembly.